AUGGAGGCGCCGCAGGGGCAGUGGGACGUGACUGCUGGUGCGGGAGAGGGGCAGCAGGCGGAGGCCGAAGGCGAGACGUCACAGCCCGAGGCGAAAGGCGGCAAGGAAACGGAGAACGCUAACGAAGGAAAGGGGCAGCUAUCCAGGGAGGAAGGGGAAGAGGCAGAGAGAGGGAUGGUGGCCGGAGAAGAAGAGGCAACGCCGGACAGAGACAAAGUGCCAGAGGAGGAGAAGACAGCGCCGGAGGAGAGAGGGUUGGAGGAAGAUAAGGUGGAAGGGGAGGAGAACGUGGUAGAGCAGAAAGAGGGAGAGGAAGUAAAGCCGGAGGAAGAGCAGCCGGAACAAGGAGGGAGGGAAGCGGAAGAUCAGGAAACACAGGAGGGGCAACAAGACAAAGAGAAGUCGGCCGAGGAAGUUGCGGAGGGAGAGAAACCGGCCGAGGAAGUUGCCGAGGGAGAGAAGCCGGCCGAGGAAGUUGCCAAGGGAGAGAAGCCGGCCGAGGAAGUUGCCCAGGGAGAGAAGCCGGCAGAGGAAGUUGCCGAGGGAGAGAAACCGGCCGAGGAAGUUGCCGAGGGAGAGAAACCGACAGAGGAAGUUGCCGAGGGAGAGAAACCGGCCGAGGAAGUUGCGGAGGGAGAGAAGCCGGCCGAGGAAGUUGCCGAGGGAGAGAAACCGGCCGAGGAAGUUGCCGAGGAAGAGAAGCCGGCCGAGGAAGUUGCCGAGGGAGAGAAGCCGGCAGAGGAAGUUGCCGAGGGAGAGAAACCGGCCGAGGAAGUUGCCGAGGGAGAGAAACCGGUCGAGGAAGUUGCUGAGGGAGAGAAGCCGGUAGAGGAAGUUGUGGAGGAAGAGAAGCCGGCUGAGGAAGUUGCAGAAGGAGAGAAGCCGGCAGAGGAAGUUGCUGAGGGAGAGAAGCCGAGAAGCCGGUAG
Mobula hypostoma (lesser devil ray) is the source of this 927-nucleotide messenger RNA. RefSeq names its product skin secretory protein xP2-like. NCBI's taxonomy places the organism in Eukaryota, Metazoa, Chordata, Chondrichthyes, Myliobatiformes, Myliobatidae. Bases 1 to 927 code for a protein of 308 amino acids. The transcript is spliced from 2 exons. The record is from RefSeq and is a predicted model, not a curated record.